AAUGACAGCCGACGCAUGCGCCUCACCGUGUGUGCGCUCAACCUCGAUUUGCCAGCGCCGGUGCAUGCGCAGUGUCUUUGUUUCCCCAGGUUGUGUGGAGCGGGUGACGCAUGCGUAGUGGCCCCGGCUGGUCGGCCGCCCGGCCCCGGGAGAGAUCGGUGGCUCCAUGGGAGGAUGAAGGAGAUGGUUGGAGGCUGCUGCGUGUGCUCGGACGAGAGGGGCUGGGCCGAAAACCCGCUUGUCUACUGCGACGGGCACGGCUGUAACGUGGCGGUGCAUCAAGCCUGCUAUGGAAUUGUACAGGUGCCCUCUGGUCCCUGGUUCUGCCGUAAAUGUGAGUCGCAGGAGAGAGCCGCCCGGGUGAGAUGCGAUUUGUGCCCACAUAAAGACGGGGCGCUGAAGAGAACGGACAACGGAGGUUGGGCGCAUGUUGUGUGCGCCCUCUAUAUCCCAGAGGUCCAGUUUGCCAAUGUUCUGACCAUGGAGCCCAUUGUGCUGCAGUAUGUGCCACACGAUCGCUAUAGUAAGACCUGCUACAUCUGUGAGGAUCAGGGAAGGGAGAGCAGAGCAGCGUCUGGGGCCUGUAUGACCUGCAACAAACAUGGCUGCCGGCAAGCCUUCCAUGUGACAUGUGCUCAGAUGGCCGGGCUGCUGUGCGAAGAAGAAGCUCAAGAGGUGGAUAAUGUCAAAUAUAUCGGAUACUGCAAAUACCAUUUUAACAAGAUGGUGCGAGACCCGCAGAAGGUCUCCCGACUUCCUUGUCCGUUUGUCCCAGGCCGAUGCAGUCGCUCGGGGUCCCCCUCCCUGGAUAAAUCCCUCCUGUUUAGAGAGAGACAGAAAAAGAGUCACAAAGAUAAGGAGCGAGUAAAGCACCGCAAGCACCACGAUUCCCCCGGCCACUUAACUGUUCCCUCGCUGCUGCCUGUACCGGCCGAGAAGCAUGAGACAAGUACAGACAGCCCAGAGGUCAUGAGAUCAGAAGUGAAAGUAAAAAAACCAUCAAGCCACAAAGGUCGCAAAACCGGUGGAAAAGGGUUAGCUGGAACUGGAGGGCCCCUUCCUUCAGGUAGUAGUGCCUCUUCUACUCCGGACCUCAUCACCUUUCCUAAGCUGGAGGAACAGGAUGAGGAAGAAGAGGAAGAGGAUGAUGACGAGGAAAGAGGAGGUCCUUCCAAACAAACGCCUACAUCACCCCCAGAACUGACUUUCUCUAGCUUUGGAUCCAUAAUGCGCUUCUCCACUGACCCCAGCCCAAACCCUCGCACAUGGGAUCCAACUCCAGGGGAACAUCGACCACAGAAGUGGAGCAGGGAAGCAGCAGAAGGACCUAGGGAGAAAAAACACAAGGGAAACAAGAAGGGCAGCAGACAUGGUCCCGGUCGGCCUCGAGGGAGCAAAAAUAAUCCUUCUCACAGCACCGCACCCCCCACCCUAACUGCUCCACCUCGGCACUAUACCCACCACUCCUCUCUGCACAGUGUCAGCCUCGAGUCCCCUCUGCUCUCCUCCGGUAUCUACACCAGUAACAAGGACCCCAUUUCCAUCAGAGCAGCCUGCAGCACCCCUCUGCCGUCAAGCCUUCUGUCUCACCAGAGUUCCCUCCCUCCAUACAGCAGAGGCUGCUCAAUUGCUCCAUCUUCUUCAACCUCAACUACGCAGGUUUUUUCUCUGGCUGGUUCCACAUUCAGUAUUCCCUCCUCUCACAUAUUUGGAAGCCCUCUCUCCAUGCCUCCUCUUCUCAGUCAGGCCAAGAGACGCCCAGAACCUGAACUGGAAGACUGCAGCUUUGUCUGUAGGGGGAGUUCCCCCCGAGAAAGCCUGUCCUCUAUGUCACCCAUCAGCAGCCUGCCACCUCUCUUUGAUUCGAGCGUCCCCUGCAGUCAGAAUGAGAGUGUUCCGCAUGCUACGGCCAACCUUGAGCAGCUCCUGGAGAAGCACGGCGAGGCGGGGGUUAACAUUGUAGACAUGCUCCAGGCCCUGCACGCUCUGCAGAAGGAGAAUCGCUCUCUCCAAGACCAGAUCAUGACACUGACGGCUCGCAAGGAGAAGCUCCAGCUGCUCAACGUUCAGCUCUCGUGCCCAUUCCCCCCAAGCUUGCCCCAUUUCAGCACACACCUCGUGGGCUCCCAAGAGUCUCUCUGCAGUAAAAGUCCAACUUCUAAGGGAAGCUCAUCUUCGGAGGAUCCACAUUCAGGCUGCCCCAGCAGAAGUAGCUCCUGUUUGUCUUUGCACAGCACCCCUCCUCCUCCUCCUCCUCCUCCUCCAGGUCCUCUGAGCCAGACGGGCACCCAGCUUUCAUCUCUAGGGGCAGAGCAGCUCAUGACUGGACUGGCCCGAGCUUCUGCCACUUCCACACUUGCAGCCUUUCCAUUCCUAGGGGCAUUGUCGGGCAGCCCAGGAACCCUCACAUUGAAUGGCAUUCUGGGAGCUGUAAAUGGAGGUCUACAAGGGGCCUCGGGCCAGUCCCAGAAUCCUUUGCUCAGUGGCACUGCCAGUGCACAGAUACCAGCCAGUUUUGCCAACCUGAACUCCCUGUCAGAGCAGCAACGACACCUCGUCCAGCAGAUCACGUCUGCACAUCUUUCCACGGAACAACAGAGCAUCUUGUAUCAGCUGGUCCAGCACAUCCAGCAGAGGAGGGACUUGCAGCGCCUAAUGACAUCACCACCUGCCCCGCCCUUGCUUCCUGUGACAUCAACUUGCACUGCAAUGUCAUCAUCACCUGCUCCACCUGUUCUCACUGCACAGGCCCCCCCCUUCCUGGGGUCCCCAGUUGAGGGGGGGGUAUCGAAAACAGCAAGAGCGGCUGAGAAGACUCCCACCAACCACGACAAAAGCUAAACCAAAGUCCCUGGCACUGGCCGACACCCAUAGGACCCCCCUCGCUGCAGGAGAGUGGAGCUCUGCCCGUGGCACCAGGAAAAGGGGACACACGAGAUCUCGGCGGGACGCAGAAUACAUAGCGAAUAUCCCGCCGAGGAAUCCGUGUGUAUAAAGCGUGUGUAUAUA
Messenger RNA from Xenopus laevis (African clawed frog), 3009 nucleotides. It is a transcript of the gene mllt6.L, whose product is annotated as MLLT6, PHD finger containing L homeolog. The record is from RefSeq and is a predicted model, not a curated record. NCBI's taxonomy places the organism in Eukaryota, Metazoa, Chordata, Amphibia, Anura, Pipidae.